Molecule: messenger RNA, 636 nt
Organism: Helianthus annuus (common sunflower)
Lineage: Eukaryota; Viridiplantae; Streptophyta; Magnoliopsida; Asterales; Asteraceae
Exons: 6
Coding region: 1-636 (211 amino acids)
Source: RefSeq, a predicted model, not a curated record
AUGGGUGAAAAUCGUCAAAAAGUCAAAUAUGUUCAUAGUUCGUUCAAGAUCAAUCUAAAUAACAACACUACUGUCCAAGAAUGCAACGAGCCUGUUGGUGCUGAAUGGGGAUUUGACUUUUCUCCAUUUGAUUCUGUUGUGGAUGACCCUCAUGAUGAUAGCAAGUCUUUCAAAAGCCCGAUUGAUGUUAUUGGUUUUGUGAUCAAGUGUCUUCCGUCAGAUGAUAAAAGUGAUCAUAAUAACGGCAAAGACGAGAAGAAGACUACCUUUAUUUUGGAAGAUUUGCAACACCAUCAGAUUUACGUCACGUUAUGGGGUUGUUAUGCUGAUCAAAUUUUAGAUUUUGAGAAGAACAAUAAGGAUGAAAAGAAUGUUGUGGUUGUUGUUCAGUUUGGGAAGUACAGAUUUUGGGGAGGUAAUUUGUUUGUCUCCAAUUUGUAUAAUGUAACUCGAGUCUUGAUAAAAUCUGAGGUGAAAGAGAUUUUGGAUUUCAAGAAAAGUUUCCUUGCUCAGCUUAAUGUUUCAUCGUCUUCCGGUUAUUCUGGAUUGAGUUCUUCUGCUAUCAAGUCAAUGACUGAGGAAUAUCUAUCUGAUGGUUCCUUUACAAAAGUUUGUUAUUAUCCUCGGAACUAUUAA